Molecule: messenger RNA, 1300 nt
Organism: Brassica oleracea var. oleracea
Lineage: Eukaryota; Viridiplantae; Streptophyta; Magnoliopsida; Brassicales; Brassicaceae
Exons: 5
Coding region: 101-859 (252 amino acids)
Source: RefSeq, a predicted model, not a curated record
ACCAAACACAGCCAGGAGUCUCUUUUAGAAGUCACUGUUCUCCUUUAAGAUCUUUCUGCAGGAACCUUUGAACUUCAGAAGACGUUUAAAAGGUUCAGACAUGUCUUAUAUACCUCCACAUAAGCGACACUCCAAGGAUCCAGACAGACCUUCCCCUGUUCCAGAUUCUCUUGAAAAUUUAAAGAGUAGCAAUGCUUAUGGCAAAGUUAUUACAUAUUCAAGAGAUUCCAUUUCUAAAUGGUUUCUUGUUAGUUCAAAUGGAAUAGAGGAUGAGGUUCCUCCAUCUAUUAAGCUUGUCCCAAUGUCCUCAGAUUCUUCUGAAUGCAUCAGAUAUGGAGAAAAUUAUUUGGUAUUGACGAACACUACUAAUGUCCUAAUGUCCCAAUAUGUUUGUAUUAAAAAUAUGUUAGCUGAGGAGAGUGAAGAAGAAGAGAAAUCUCGAUGGAUGUUAGUAGCAGAAAAGGUUGAGAAGGAUCUUGUCUUUGCAUAUGAGCAAGCUAAGAAGACAAUGGAGGACCAUCAUCAUCUUUCAGACAAUGCUAAACUAAGAUUGGUUGCUAGGUUUGGUAAACUUCUCUUUCGUAGGCGUCAAGGUGGUCCUGUGACUGAGUAUUGGCAACAAAAAACGAAUAGGAUCUUCUCUACUGAUGUUCCAACUUCUUUCAUACAAAACAUAAAUUCUAAGGCUAUUCCAAGCCAUGAGUUCUGUAUAGACAUGGAGAAGGAAGUAUACGUUUUGCAGAUAUCGCAGUACACUCGUCCCCAUGCAACCAUUAAAUGUAAAUGUACCGUGAAGGAUGAUGGAAGUCUCAGUAUGUACAAGGCUGAGCUUAAUCCUCUUAAGGCAUUUUGUUGUUGAUGUCCCCUGCAUUGAUAAGAAUCUUGACAUAGGUUUAUGCUCGCCAGCAAAAGGAAAAUGAUGACUCUAACGGUGAUUUGUUUCUGGUAUCUACAUUUAUCUAGAAAAUAGUUAAAUGCCUUUCUUGGAUUUAGAUUUGGAGCAUGGGAAGAUGAGAGAGGGGUGACUUUGAUACUUCAAGACAUCAACACUAAGCUACAGGAGAAGAACAUUGAGAGGGGAUGUGUUUUAGAAAUUCUUAGAGAUGCUCUUGGAACUAUAUGGGACUUCUUGCAUUGUGAUGCUUCUCUUACGUGAUAUAGAACCAUAUGAUGUUGCUGGUGCUAUUUCCGAUUCUCUUUUGCUUUUAAUGUGUGUUUACACUUGAAUGUUUCGAAGUUGUGUGUUUGGGGGAUGUUAAACUUGUGUGUUUUCCAAAAAAAGAACAUAACAUUUGUUUUG